Molecule: messenger RNA, 6733 nt
Organism: Periophthalmus magnuspinnatus
Lineage: Eukaryota; Metazoa; Chordata; Actinopteri; Gobiiformes; Gobiidae
Gene: ankrd27
Product: ankyrin repeat domain 27 (VPS9 domain)
Exons: 28
Coding region: 301-3726 (1141 amino acids)
Biological process (GO): neuron projection morphogenesis; early endosome to late endosome transport
Cellular component (GO): late endosome; plasma membrane; neuron projection
Molecular function (GO): SNARE binding; guanyl-nucleotide exchange factor activity
Source: RefSeq, a predicted model, not a curated record
CCCAGAUUUCCUCAGUGUUGCAGUCAGCAGGUCGUGCACAGAGAGUAGCCUCUUACAUUAUCAUCUCUGCCGAUAAGACAAGCUACAAGGACAAACAUUUCAAACACCUCUUUUUGAGCACAUUUUUGGCUAGUAUCUGGCAACCCCCUGGUACUACGGAGACUGAGCACCGCCGCUCCUCCACCAGCUGAUGACCGUCAACAGCUCAUGACAGGCGGCUGCAGGGUUUGGGAGUGCAAUGCCAAAGCGUGGAUGAACGGAGAUACGAGCUGAAAACAGGAUCCAGACCUCCAGCUCCUUAUGGCUGUUUAUGAUGAGAAUAUCCUGAAGAAUCCCUUUUAUUUGUCCUUGGAGAAGCAGAGGGCCGACCUUUGCAGUCGUGUGGCCCAGCUACAUGGCAUUGUGUUGGUUCCUUGUUGUGGAAGUUUGACGGGCAGCAGUUUCUCAGACUCCCAGUUUGAGAGCUACAUUCUUCAGCCGACAGAGGAUGGAUACCACACUGUUGAUGGAAAGGAGGUGCUUAUUCAGAACCGGCAGGUGGUGUUGGGCUCUGGUUUCCCCUCUCCAGCUUCCAUCCCUAUUCUGUUUGAGGAGACCUUUUAUAACGAUCAGGAGCAGAGCUACAGCAUCCUGUGCAUCUCUCGCCCUGUCGAGGAGGAGCCUAACCCCUCUGACCCCUGCCCCCCACCCCCUUACUGCCUGAAGAGUGUGGAGGAGGUCCGGGACUUCCUGGGACGCCAUGCGCUCAGACUGGACAAGUUCAUCCAGAGCUUCUGCCAAUCAUUCAAAGAGCAGGAGAGGAAGGGACUGCGCCAUCACAUAGACUCUGUGAAUGGCCUCUACACUAAAUGUCUUCAGUGUCUGCUGAGGGACUCUCGUCUGAAGCUCUUGGCCAAACAGGAGGUUCAGAUGACUCUUUUGAAGCAGGCCGUGGAGAUUUAUGUUCAUCAUGGUAUCCAUGAUCUUAUCUUUAACUUUGUGGGAACGUUGGAGGCCAGCCAGGACGCUGCCUUCAACAAAAUCGCCCGGAGUCUGGGGGAGCUGCAACAGAAGGACCUGGGGGUCAAACCCGACUUCAGUAUAAACUUAUCCCGGGCCAAGAGGGAGCUGAGUCGGUUAAACCAGCAGACGUCACCCCUCCUCAAACUCAUGUGUUUAAGAAUAGUGGCUCUGACGGCAACUCAAACGACCAAGCGCACAGUGAGUAUAGAGGCGGUGAGUGCAGACGACCUUCUGUCCGUCAUCCUCUAUCUCCUCGUCAAGACAGAAAUCCCAAACUGGAUGGCUAACCUGAGCUACAUACGGAACUUCUGCUUCAGCCACUCAACCAAAGACGAGCUGAGCUACUGUCUGAGCACCUUUGAGGCCGCGGUGGAAUACAUCAAUCUGGGGAAGCUGCAGGAUGCGCGAUCGGGCUGUGAGCUGAAUGACAAGGCUCUGUUUAAGGAGAGGAUGAGUCUGCUGGCUCAGACUGCUGCCUCCCCCAUACACUGCCUGUUUGAGCACAUAGCAAAUGGAAACGAGGCAGAGAUUGAGCGUCUUUUGAGUGAAGGAGAAUCAGAUGAGGACAUUCGGAUGUGUCACCCGCUCUGCUCUUGUGACCUCUGCGACCUGCAGCUCUCCGGGAAGCUAAACGACCCCACCAUUAUCACACCUUUCUCCAGAGACGACCGUGGUUAUACUCCUCUGCACGUCACUGCUAUAUGUGGCCAGGCCCAGCUGAUUGAUUUACUGGUUCAUAAAGGAGCUCCAGUGAAUGCUACGGACUACCACGCCCUCACUCCCCUGCAUCUCGCCUGUCAGAGGGGAUACCAGGGGGUCACUUUGCUGCUUCUUCAUUAUAAAGCCAACACAAACGCUCAGGACAACAAUGGGAACACGCCCCUGCACCUCGCCUGCAUGUACGGCCACGAAGAUUGCGUGAAGGCCCUGGUGUACUUUGACUGCCACACAUGCCACUUGGACAUCCAGAACGACAAAGGGGACACGCCUCUGCACAUGGCGUCUCGAUGGGGCUACGAGGGCAUCAUCCAAGUCCUGCUGGAGAAUGGAGCUAGCAUCAGCAUCCUCAACAAAAACAAGGACACACCACUGCAGUGUGCACUCAACUCUAAGAUCCUGAUGCUGUUGCAGUCGACUCAAAAUGGACGUCAUCGCAGCAGCAGUGGGGUGGAUUCUCCCAGCUGCUCUCCUUUGGCCUCAGACUGCAGUAGCAGACGCUCCUCUGUGUCCAGCACCUCUUCACUGGGGUCAGAGGUCAAAACCGAGAUGGAGCGGGUCCGACACAGAGAGGUGGAGAAGCUUCUGCGGGCUGUUGCUGAUGGAGAUAUAGAGAUGGUGCGUUACCUGCUGGAGUGGAUGGAUGAGGCAGAGGAGGAGGACACAGAUCUGCGAUCAGUGGGUCCUUUGUGCCAUCCUCUCUGUCAGUGUCCCACCUGCGCUCCAACUCAGAAGCUCUCAGUGGCGCCCCCUGGCUCUCUCGGUGUGAACAGUAGUAACGUGGAUGGCUUCACUCCUCUUCAUGUGGCAGCGCUGCACGGACACUCGGCUCUGGUCUCUCUGUUGAUCCGACACGGAGCAAAUGUAAACACCCGGACCAACCAGAGCGCCACCCCUCUGCACCUGGCCAGCCAAAACAGCCACAUAGAGGUGGUGAGGUUUCUUCUGGAGUGUAAUGCUAAACUGAACAAAAAGGACCACUUUGGAAACACUCCUCUGAUUCAGGCCUGUCUACGCGGAAACCUGGAGACUGCCACCAUUCUCAUAGAGAGUAAUGCAUUGAUGAAUGUGGCCAAUAACCAGGGGAACACAGCUCUCCACGAGGCGGUGAGGGGAGGGCAUCAGGCUUUGGUGGAGCUCCUGCUGCGGAGUGGAGCCUCCCCAGGCCUGAGGAACAAGAGGCAGAGGACAGCCCUAGACUGUGCUUAUGAGCUCGGAGGGAAGAACACUGAGAUCCUGAGAGCUUUACAGAAAGCCUCUGGAUUGUCUCCUGACGCUGAACCCAUCAAACUGCUGUCUGUGCCCAAAGGAGCUCUGGCUCACUCGUUUGUGCAGCGUCUAAGACUCCACGACAACUCCAACGGGAGGAGACAAAAACUAGCUCAGUCUAUCACCAGGAUCCAAAAAAUGAAGAGAGCAUCCUCUGGUCAUUCACCAAACCGGUCUCCAAAUCUCAACCAGGUGAACACAGACCGAAGGAGGCUGCGUCGUGGGGAGACAGUGGAUGUGAGUACCCCAGCAGAGAGCCUUAAUUCUGGGGCUCGUCUGAGAGAGCGCCCCCUGUGUCGCUGGCACACGCUGGACUCUGGAGAAAACCCGUCAUCAGAGCAAGAAGAGGAAGCCAAAAACUCCCCGAAAAGCAUUAGAAAAAGCCAAGACUCACUAGGAAUCAAUGAAGAAUUGGACAAAACACAGUCAGACACAAGCCAAGCACAGUCGUUUGUACUGCCCAGUACUUUUAGCUCGGACUCGCCCUCCUCACAAGCCACGGAGAGCCCAUGUUCUCAUGACUUCUCUCUCAACGGGAUGUCUGAUACCAGCAGCAUGCAGCUACAGCCAAUGAACGGAGAGGAGCUGGAGGGGUCAAUAGAAAGUGGGCCUGACAAUACAGAAGAGCCAAGUCCGCCCCGCCCCACAGAACUCAACAUCCCUAAUCUCUCCAAUGAGGAGGAAGAGGUUGGAACACAGCCAGAAAUGUGCCCAAAAGAGAUCAGUAUUCAAAACUAGAAACAAGCAACAAAAGGGAUGGAGAGACCAGAUUAUAAAUAUACAGUUAAUGUCAUGGACCUUACUAUGGAAAAAAUAUUAGUGACCUAUAUAAGAAGACAAAUUAUAUUCCUUGAUUAGUUGACAGCUUUGAGACAGAUUGCUGGUUCAGUCCCCCACUUACUGACAUUGUUUCCCUGGCCAAGACACAUUAUCACAUUGCCUUAUGCUAAUGUAACAUGCAAAAUGGCAGGGUUUGUGGCCGUGGUUUAAAUUAAUGAACACACCAAAUUGCUGAAGUACAUAUGUGAAGUUUACUUCUUGGUUUGACAUGGGCAGCAGGUAUGACAUAUGUAGAGGUAAUUCCUUAACUGUUACCUCACAACCAUGACAUUAACAAGGGCCAGAUCGUGUCUAAAUUGCACAUUAAUUAUGAUUAGACAAAUAAAAACAAACAACAACAUCUUUAUUUUGCAAAAUUAAUGUUUAGUCUUUUAGAAAAAAAUGUGUUCUUUAUUUGUAAAUUGUCCCUGCAUUUUGAAUGGAAUUUUGGUGGGGAUUGCAUUUUAGAAAUCAGCACAACUUCCUGUAUUAUUAUUAUUACUUUUCUUCCCAAAUUUUUGGCCACAAACUGCCACAUAAUUGAUGUAAAACUAUGAUAAAUAUUUUUUAUAAAUACUAUCCUACCAAAUCAGUUAAUUAUUAUUAUCAUGCAUAUGAUUUUUACAUAGUUUUUUACAUUAAUUACCUUUUUCUGGGUGUGGCAAAAAAACCCAAAACAUAUUAACUUUCUAUCCAAUUGAUAACUAUAUAUUUUUCCCAUAGUUUUAAGGUCACUAUGACAUUAUUAACAACAUUAUAACUAAUCUCUCUAUUACAUUUUGAUGUCAUUAAACUGCUCUUAAACCCAAACUAAAAAUAGCUAAAAGUGGUGGUAGUAGUAGUAUUGUCAGUAGUACAGUAUACGUAGUAGUACCAAUUGUUUACAGUAGUAGCAUGAAACAACACAAAUAGGUGUGGUAAAAUUUAAAUGAUGGAUGCACUCACGUAUAGAUGUCUCAGGCACAAUUACUCAAUAGAGACUUUGACUGUUCAGUUUUUGAGAUGAGGAAAAUAAUGCAAAUCUAAGCCAAGGUAAAUAUGAGCAACAAAUCAAAAUGGCAACAUCAGCCUAAAUGAAUUACACCUACUUUUUGCCAAGGAGCUUCAGUGUGUAAUGUUAUGUCACUUUCAGUUUGGUGUUGCCUUUAUAAUUAUCUCUAUAACAUUUCUUGCUUAAUUUUUAAUACUUUGUUAAAAAAUAUUGAUUGAUAGACAUAAAAAAUCAUACAUGAUGGAGUGAAAUCACACAUAUCACAAAGUAGCUGGUCAACACCCUAAAUACUACCACAAUUAUUAUGUCCAUUUAUCACUUUUCAAUUACAAUAAUUAUAAGAUGCAAACAAAUUAUUGCAUUUAUCAACAUAUACAUAAACUAUUGGGUACCACUUUAUAAUAACUACAUCUUAGCUUUAAUGAAUCAUGGACAAUGAUGAUUUAAGUCAAAAUUAUUAUUAGUAGUAGGAGUUACUGAGACUACGUAACUACUAUGGAAGAUUAUAGCUAAAGGGACAACAUUUCCAUGACACAACCAUAAUGAAAAAACAUUUUUGUUUUAGUGUAUUUUUAUUUUUAUUUUUCGCUAAAAAGUGAUAUAUUGUAGCUUUAAGGCUAUUAAAAGUGUAGUUGUAAUAAGUGUAACAAGUAAUACCUUUGAACUCUUUGAGGCCCUAGCUCAGUCAUUCUUAAUCAUAGGUCCAGGUCCCAAAGUUUGAGGGCAGCACAAUCAGAAGUAAAUAAUACAUUUCACAUGAGAUUUGGUCUCAGGUUACUCUGUACAGAAAAAAGUCAGGCCCCGAGGUCAAAAAGGUUAAUAACCCUGGCUAAUCAUCUUAAUGUGUUGCCAGAUUGGUAAAAAAUAUGCAUGCAUUUUUUACACUCCUAUGUUUUCAUUGAAGCACUUUUUCCACAAAAAUGUAAAGGGAUGGAAGCUGUCUUAGCAUUUCUAGAUCAAAUGAUUGUCGUCUAGUAGAGUUUGACUGUAGCCCAUUUGACCACUAGAGCUUGUUCUAAAAUCACUUUUUUUUUUACUUGAAUGUUAGAGACAGUUGCAGAUUUAAAUGAAUGGAUUUUUGCAAUGUUUUGAUUUGCCUUUUGAGUGAGUUGAUAUAAACAAUAUAUAACAGUAAAGUUGUUGGUGCACCAGAGAGGUUUAGCUUCUCCUGUAUGUACCCAAAAAGUUAAAGUCUAAAUGGGUAGCUUUGUAUCAUUACAAAUUUUGAUUUAAAAAACUAAAUUAUUUUUACCAAGUAGAAAUUAUGUCAACCAAAUUGUAUUACAUUAGGCAGGGCAAAUGCUGUGUAAUUAAUAAUAGGAUGCAUUUUGUUGCUUUUGUCCUCUGCCAGAGUGGGAUUGUUGAGCAAAAAAAAAGGUUGUGGGUUUAAUUCCCAGCAUGGUGUUGCCCAAGAAAUCUGAACGUGAAUUGCUCUGAAUUUGCAUAUUUCGUUUAACCCUGCAAGGGACGUGUGUAUAGUUGUUAGCACUAUUACCUCACAACUAAAAGGUUCUGGGUUCGAUUCUAAGAGUUGGUAAGGAUGUAUAUGUGAGGUUGUGAUUUUGGAUAUGUUGGCUUAAAGAAACAAAGCUACACAUUUGGUCUUUUAAUUUAAAAAAUGUUACUGUAAUUUACACAAACUGAAGGCUUAAGAAAUGUGUACUGUACUGUAUCUUCCCUGUGUCUGUGGUGUCUGUGUGUCUAUACAAAAUGAUACACACAAGUCCAUGGUCCUCUCCAGUCCUACCAUCCAUCCCUGAUUUAGGAUUAUAGUUUUACACUGUUUCGGAUGUGGUAGUCUAGAAAAAAAAUCAAGUCACUUUUAAUUAUUUUUGUACCACUUUUAUUUUCUGAGUUGGAUGUUUUCAAAUGAUGUGAAUGUGCCUUAUUUAAUUGACACGAGUUAACCAACAAUAAACAUUUGAUUUCAGCUAA